ACUCUGUGGUAACAGUUUUUGAAAUAUGCCACUAGUCAACUUCCAAUAGUUUUCAACUGUCAGCUUUAACAACAUUGAGAAUAUGAGGAGUUAGUAGGAAGCAAAGAGAGUGAGUUACUCAACUUCUUCCCUGUUUUAUCUCCCGGCGGUGUGGAAGAGCGCAGAGGCAGACAGGUCCGGCCUGAGUAGUGUGGAGCUCCUGGGCGUUUUGAUCAGAUAGGGUGGAGUCCCAACGGGAGAAAGGAAUGUAAUACACAGACGAGCCGAGGAACACUAGUGGCAGUACCGCGGAAGGGAUAUACGGCCAUACACAGCGGUUCAAGCAAAAAAGACAAGGUAGUCUACAGGUUGAUGCCCACUUGAGGGUUUGAGUCCCUUCCUCCUAACCCUUGACCCCUAACCCCGACCCCAUCAUGGCCCACCGGUCCCAGAGUUCGGACAUCGGGGACAACCCCCUGGACCCUAACUUCCUGCCCCCCCACUACAGAGAAGAAUACCGUCUCGCCAUUGAUGCUCUGGUGGAGACAGACCUACAGGGCUACUAUGAAUUUCUUCAGACAGCAGAUGUGGUCGACUUUCUCUGUCAACCGGAAAUUGAACACAUCAAGACCACGAUCCAGACACCCAACCAGGCCCCGACCUCGAACGUACCGGAGCUGCCCUAUCAUGAGGCAGACGCCGACGGCUCGUCUGACACCUACUGGCCGAUGCACUCUGACACAGCGGCCCCGGGGUUGGACCUGGGCUGGCCCCUCCAGGCGCACAGCUUUAUCGGCCCCACCGAGGUCACGACCCUGGUCAACCCCAGCGAGCCCGACAUGCCAAGCAUCAAGGAGCAGGCCAGACGACUCAUCAAGAACGCACAGCACGUCAUCGCUGUGGUGAUGGACAUGUUUACAGACGUGGAUCUGUUUUCUGACUUGCUGGAUGCCGCGGCACGUCAAGUCCCCGUCUACAUUCUAUUGGACGAACAGAAUGCCCAUCACUUCGUCUCCAUGGUGAUCAACUGUAAGGUCAACUUGGAUCUUGUCCACAUGAUGCGUGUGCGGACGGUGGCGGGAGUGACCUAUUUCUGUCGGACAGGGAAGUCAUUUAAAGGACAGGUGAAAAACCGCUUUCUAUUGGCUGACUGCAGGGCCGUGCUCAGCGGAAACUACAGUUUCAUGUGGUCCUAUGAGAAGCUGCAUCGCUGCAUCGCUCAUCUCUUCCUGGGAGAACUGGUCACCACCUUUGACGAGGAGUUCCGCAUCCUGUUCGCUCAAUCACAGCCCCUCACUGUUGACCACGCCCUAGUGCCUUUCUCCUCUGACAGCAGCAGCAGCAGUUACUAUGGUAACCAGUUUGGCUUGAAGCGGACCCAGUCCCUGCGAAACCCUCUGGGUUUCCAACGACACACCCCCGAACUUCCGGCCUACCCUUUCGGAGGAGGAGAUUCCGAGCGCUCUGCGUUCCGAAGAGAUGACAUGUUCCGACAUACCAUUGAACCAGGAGGACUGAAUCUUGGGAAGUUUGCAGUGUCACAGCAGUUCAGGAUGCAGCAGAGCCGCUCCAUGGUCUCCAGGCAGAUGGAGAUAAGCGCCAGUGACUAUAAGAGGCACAGCUACGCAGAGGGAACCCAGGAGAGCUACUCCUCUUCCAGACAGUACAUGAAGCACAGAGUCAUGAACAACCUGGAUGAGACAGAGCAGCACUACCACAGGGAGCAGAGCCAGUCCAGCCACUACUACCAGGGUGGUGAGGGACCUGGGUUAGGGCUGGGGUCAGGGCUUGAAGGACCUGGCUCAGGCCAUGGACACUACGACAGGCUGAGGAACAGACCAGCACUGGACCAGUACUCUGACUCAGGCUACCCCUAUGAGGAACCUCCUGGUCCAGAGGGCUAUGGCAGAGACUACUUCUCCUCUGAGGACCUGAAACAUGACCCGGGACAUCCACCAGCAGGGGGAAGGUACGGAGGUGGCAGUGGCCACAAGAGGCCGACGGUGGGCCAGCCCUACGCCUGCCUGUCGUCCCCCACCCAUCCGCACCCCCCAGAGAAGCAGGUAUUCCCUGUUCCAGCGGAGGCAGACCACGACCAGGACCCCAACGUCAGACAGGGCCUCCGCAGCUGGAGGAUCAACUCCUACCUCAGCGCCUACGGGGACACAGGAGAGGAGGGGCUGCCCCAACCUCUGGGCCCUGAUGCUUUCCAAGACCCUGAGUCUGAUGGGAAAUCGUACGCCCAUGAGGCAAGAGAGCCUCCGAAUGUCCCCUCCAAGCCUAGACCGGAUAUCCGACCGCUGCACUACAGCAAGCCAUUCAUGCCUGAGAGCAUGGGGAAGGACAGGGCUGACCGAUGGACCACAGAGUGGGAGAGAGAGAGAGAGAAAGAGCGGGCGGUGGGGGGGAGGGAGGUGGGUGCAGACGUGGAGAUACCGUCGUCGAGGGAGGCUCCGGGGGAGGUCUCGAUCUCCAAACACGAGACGGUCCGGAUGCGGGUCAACCCGAUGCUCCAGAGGAGUUCCCGGCUGCGCUCCUCCCUCAUCUUCUCCUCCUCCAAGACGGAGACCCACAUGGGAGGCCUGGGCAUGAAGGUGGCCAACGAGGAGGACGAGAAUGCCGACUCGCUCCGCACCACCUCCAUCGUCCAACAGAUCCUGGACAAGAGACGCUCCUUGACCCGGGAACCCUUUGAGUGGAGGAAGAAGGCAGAGGAGAACGAGAGAGAGAAGGAGAAAGAAGAGAAGGAGAAAGAAAAGAAAGAGGCUUGGUUGAAAGAGGAGGCUGAGCCAAAGAAAGAGCCCCCCAAAGUAACCCCAGCCAACAGAGAGGUGCCUAAGAACCCCCUGGCCGAGGUGGAGACCACGAAAGUCACCCCAGCAUCUGCAGAUCCCCCUAAAUCCCAGGCAUUGAACAUGAACAACCCUUCCAAUAGACUGCAGUACUUCAUGGAGCUGGCUGCUAAGAGGAAUGCAUCUAAAGAGGCUGUGAUUAAAGAACCUCCUCAGAAGAAACCAGACCUUCCAGACACUCCUUCUUCCAGCACGACCGCCACCACCUCGGUCCCCAAAGUCCCCUCAUUUUUCGUGACUGCUCCAGAGCCUGCCCCAAAGAAACCACAAGUCGCAGCCACACCAGAGCUAAAAUGUAAACUGUCCAUCACCUCAAGUUUCAAAAUCUCAGAGCCUGCCGCUUCUACCACAGCCCAGAGAAAAGACAGCAGCUCGGAGUCGCAGAGGAAAGAGAAAGAGCCCAGUAAGAUUCUAAAGCCAUUCCCUUCUCCGAAGAUCUUCAAGAGGGACACUCUGAAGCCGUUCAAGAGCUCCAACCCACGCCACGUCUCCUGCGAUGAGGAAAUGCUAACAACGGACGCCACAGACGCAGAGAAAAGCGAGCUGAAGAAGUCUCGCUCCAAAAGCUCGUCCAGUAUGUCACAGACCGAGUCUAAGGAGGGGCUCCACAAGAACCUGGGCUCCAACACCUCCCUCAACACCCUGGGAGGGGAGGGAAAGGCCGACACCAAGCCCCUAGACUUCCUCAAGAAGCAGACUCAAAGACUCAAAGGUUUCCUGGGACCCAAGGACAAGAAGAGCUCCGGUGGUGCGACAUCGGCAUCCAACGGAGACGAAAAGACCAUGAGAACUGUGCCGGAAAGCUCAGAGGAGCCUGUGAUCGCCGCUAAACACCUGAGCUCCACCGCUGACGCUAAAGCCACAGACUAUGCCACCUCCUCAGCCAAUCACAAAGGUGCGUCCAAAACGACAGGUCUGUCUCGGUACCAGAGCUCCAGUGGCUCAGUUCUGUUCAGUAGCAACCUGAGAGACGACACCAAGGUCAUCCUGGAACAGAUCUCUGCCAACAGCCAGAAGAACCGUCUGGAGCGAGGAGGAGGAGAGGAGGCCGGAGGGGAGAAGGGCGUAGACGUAGUGGGGGAGAAAGGAGGGCUGGAGAGGGAGCCGACGCUCAAAAAGAACCGCUUCCAGAGGCCCCAGGUCAACCCUCAGGAGAGAGAUAGCCUCCUGAAGAGGAUCGAGAGCAUGAGGAAGGACAAGAAGGUCUACAGCCGCUUUGAGAUGGGGAAUAACCUGGGAUAACUAAAGAUGGCUGAAGAACAUAUUGACUGGAAGCUGAGUGUGUGUGUGUGGAGGACGUGCAAACACACACCAACAUGCACACACACAUCGUUCACAUUCAGCAACAUAUGUGCCAAACACAUCAUCAGAAGACCAGAGAGAGAGGGAGAACACUGAACACAAGAACAGCAGAUACAUACUGUGACUUCAGACUGCAAUCUUCGUGGAUAAUCAGACAAUACUGUACUAAACCUUUAAAUGACUGACUAUGAAACUUGAGAUGAAACUGUACCCAAAUAAGGCAAGCGUUGUCUGGUUGGUUUUUGCCUUAUAUGGACUUCAUGGGACAACUUUUCACCGAUUCACCACAACCCUUCAUCCACGCCUAGAGUGAGAGAGAAAGUGUGUUGUGUGUGCAUGUUUUACUGCAAGAAAGCAACUGAACACAUGCCCAGCCAUCAAACAUGCCUGUACAGAACAGCACACUCCCAGUGCCAGUCGUGUGUAUGUAUGUAUGUGUGUGUGUGUGUGUGUGUGUGUGUGUGUGUGUGUGUGUGUGUGUGUGUGUGUGUGUGUGUGUGUGUGUGUGUGUGUGUGUGUGUGUGUGUGUGUGUGUGUGUGUUUGUGUGGAAACUGGUAAUGCUGAAAGUAUGUCUGGGUUUACACUGUGCCAACGGAGCGCCACGUCUCGACAAACCCAGAGAACUAUUAUUAACCAGUCUCCAAACUAAAGACAGCAGAGAGGGAGAGAGGAAAAAUACAGAUUAACCCAGCUAGCACAUUUGGUUCCUUGGAAGUUGUGGGAAUGUACGUUUUUUGUUUUCCAUUGGUUCUCGGAACAAAGACAUACGUUUCCUGACUGGUAAAACUGAACGUCUUUUAAACAUUCUGAGAACGGAAGUGAACAUUUUGCCUGUUCUGAGAACAUUUUUAAGUUGCAGGGAGGUUCUGAGACCAUUUUACUGUGGUUCCUUGAAGGUUUUUAAGUUGCAGGGAGCUUCUGAAAACGUUUUACUGUGCUUCCCUGAAGGUUUUUAAUUUGCAGGGAGCUUCUGAGAACGUUUUACUGUGCUUCCCUGAAGGUUUUUAAUUUGCAGGGAGGUUCUGAGAACGUUUUACUGUGGUUCCCUGAAGGUUUUCUUGGGAGGUUUUAUUAAUGUUCUGAGAACGGAAAUUAUUAAUUAUUUGAAGGUAAUUAAAUAACGUUCUGAGAACAUGUUUCAAUCAUGCAAACACAUGUAUUUUUUAUUGUGGUACGGCGUCAGUGAGAUUCAAACCUAUGAUCUUAUGUUCUCUAGCCAUGAGGAUUAAAAUACUUUUGUUGAUGCUGAAUGUAUACGUUUUUAAAUAACAUUCUUAGAAUGAUAUUUGAAAGCUAUUAAUGUUUUCUUGUGGUUUUUAUGGAAAGUUUUCUUAAUGUUCUUAGAACAUGAUUUUAAAUAUAACAAUGAGGAGACCUGCAGAAAACUUUAUGCUGAGGUACUGAAAUUCCCACAGAAGAUUGUUGUUUCUUAAUGUUCUCUGAACGUUCUGAAAACAUGACUUUAAAUAGAACCAUGAGGAAACCUGCAGAAAACGUUACGCUUAAGCACUGAAAUUCCACCUAAGAAACAUAUCGUUCUCAGAACCUUAUGUGCUAGCUGGGUAUCCUGCACCAUUCCCAGAACUUUGUUUGAAGGUUGAAUGCAAAAUAACCCUAGGACAACCACACUCUCACCAAGCUCUAAGAAACAUAUUGUUCUCAGAAUUGUAUGUGCUAGCUGGGAAAGGAGAUGGAACGAGAUGGACCAACAGGGUAAGAGAAUUAGAUACUGUGCAUAUGGCUUGCAGGUCUUUACAAUUUUGUAUUUAUUAAUUAAAUCACCAGUACCUUAGAAGACAA
Salvelinus fontinalis (brook trout) is the source of this 5934-nucleotide messenger RNA. Its product is annotated as protein FAM83H-like. The record is from RefSeq and is a predicted model, not a curated record. NCBI's taxonomy places the organism in Eukaryota, Metazoa, Chordata, Actinopteri, Salmoniformes, Salmonidae. Gene Ontology annotation, cellular component: keratin filament. Gene Ontology annotation, biological process: intermediate filament cytoskeleton organization; protein localization to cytoskeleton; positive regulation of cell migration. The transcript has 13 exons. Gene Ontology annotation, molecular function: keratin filament binding. Bases 414 to 4073 code for a protein of 1219 amino acids.